This is a messenger RNA of Peniophora sp. CBMAI 1063, 609 nucleotides long. The record is from the annotation of a GenBank genome assembly. Lineage: Eukaryota; Fungi; Basidiomycota; Agaricomycetes; Russulales; Peniophoraceae.
AUGCUCUCGUCGGUUGUUGCGGCUUCACUGGUCUUGUUGCAGGCUUCGGGCGCGGUCAAUGCGCAGACGAACCUACCGCCUCUCGGUGACGGUGUUUUCAAUGUCAGCGCGCGUACCUUGAUCGACGCCCCGCUCGAUGCGGUCUGGGAGAAGAUCAUCGACUUCUCCAGUUACCCUGACUGGAACCCUUUUGCAAGAUCCCAGACUGUCUGCAACGAGUUCUUCAUCCCUCUCGAAAAUCAGACUGCAUUCGAAGGCGCGCGGAUCAUUAUCGACGCCCAGAUCCCUCCCUUGCAGGUCCCCGUCAACCGUUCGACGCCCUUGAACCUCCUGCACAACCAGCUGUCGUUCGAGAACGUCACGCACCUCCAACCCGACCUUCACCGUGUCGCGUGGAAGCAGAUCGAUAUCCCGGAUAUCGCUGUGAACGUUACGAGGUGGACGGCGGUCAGUACGGUGGACAACAAGACGCUCUAUGAGAGUGCGCAGGUGUAUAAUGGUGGGCUUGCGGGCGUGGUGGAGCUUCUGUUCAAGGAGGGGUUACAGGAGGCUUUCGACGCGCAGGGAGAGGCUUUGAAGCUUCUGCUCGAGGGAGGAAAUGCGACGUAA